This is a messenger RNA of Fusarium graminearum PH-1, 1125 nucleotides long. RefSeq lists its product as uncharacterized. The coding region runs from base 1 to 1125 and encodes 374 amino acids. The transcript has a single exon. Lineage: Eukaryota; Fungi; Ascomycota; Sordariomycetes; Hypocreales; Nectriaceae. The record is from RefSeq and is a predicted model, not a curated record.
AUGGUUCCCCGCCUUCUCAAGAACAGACAAACCAAGUUUGUUUUUGAGAUCUACGAUGUGCUACUAAGAGCCCAAGCCGAGAUUGAGCCUAUACCAGCUUUCGAGAAGAACGCAUCGGAGUACCUACAACGUUCGCUCACGAACAACGAGUUAUCAGAACUACUGGAUAUUCUGCAAGCGGAUGAUGAAGAUGCUUCCUAUCGCCUUGUCGCAGAGGUCCUCGUUGCGAUCCCGCCACUCUUGAAAUAUCCUAACGAGCAAACGACAACAAACCAACAGAGCCCGGAGUUACUAUGGCUUAGCGCAACAAGUAUUGGACUCCAGAUCCCGUACCUGGACUCCAAGUACCAAUUGCUUGCGGCGAGAGCUCCUGUGUCAAAUACCGACGACAACAACGGAUCUCCAGUAGCAGUCGAAGUCUCCAUCAACGUCAUUGUACCUCAGCCAGAAGAGCUCAUCCAAGGGUUCUUUGACCGACUCACGCGUCCCGAAAACGCCCUUGAUGUCCUCGUCAAGAUGGAUGUCUCACUCAAGCCUAUUAAGGCAGAGUCGCUAGCAGUCAAUUCACUGCACCAUCCCCCGUCGGCCAACCCACCACCGGCUAUGAAGAGUGUCGAGGUGUACCAAUACCUGAUGGAUUUCACUCCACGCGAGGAUGUUGUCAACCUCUUGUAUGAGUUGCCCGGUAUCAACGACGUUGUGCAGGGCGGUGGACUUGAUCAUCUUGUCACUGUCUUAGGUAAAAUGAACAAAGAAAUGCAACAGGCGGUCCUCAACAUGAAGUCUACAAAUGCCGGUGUCCAUUUCGUCCCCAGUGUUGCUGGGUGGCAAGUCUUACUUACUCGAACUCCUCUUCCUUUGUGUCUUUUAUGGCACUCGCCAAGCAUUCGAUACCGUCAAGGAAGAGGGGCCGUCCAACUCAAAGGUGUUGCAUUACUCGAUAACAACAUUGGUCUGGAGGCAUUUUACGAGCGACUAAGCGAGACGUUUCAGCGCCUGGGAAUUGACGAAGCUCGCCACUUUCCCAUCAUCCGACUCUACGCAGUGGACGGUGAGGUGGGCUCAGGUGUGAAACGAGACACUCAGAAAGGUCCCCACCGGACGCCUGGACAGAGCCGCUGCUGA